AUGGUUGUUGUAAUAAUCGUUAACCUCGUUAAACAAACCCGACAAAUAGCACGCGUCGAUGUAGAACGACACGUCCCUACCCAAAUUGUUGACGAACGUCGCCACGUCAGCGUCCGUGCCCAUAUAGUUCUCGAUUAUGUUCCGGUCGCACAAAUGCUCCACGUCCCGUGCCGUGUUCACCAAGCAAUCCAAAAAAGUCGCGUAAGUGGUCACGUGCUUCGAGCAGUGCUUGUGGCACUGCUCGAACGUGCACAUGAAGUCGUCGAUCGUGAUCGUGGGCAUCUCGAUUACGCCGCCGCGCUUGAAUUUUACGGCAAGGAAGCUAUCGUGUUUCGGGCCGGGCCGGAGCUUAAUCCCGGCCCGAACAAGCUUGGAGAUGCAGGGGAUGACAUGGGUGUUCGUGUAGCGGCUAUGCUCGGGCUCGUCGUAGCCUUCGGGCCUCUGCAGGGCAUUAUUGAAGAACCUGAGCACGAGCUCUGGCAGGCCCGGAUCCGACCCGACCCCCUUCUCCCGGGUCGCCUCCACCAAACACUCGAGCACGAAAAACGGGAUCUGAUUCUCGAGCCGCACCAAAUCCCUCAGGAAAAACGGGUAAACCCACGAAAGCGACUCCCGGGCCUGGGCCUCCAGCGGCUGAACGGCCCGAAGAAGGUCCUCGAGCCCGACACGGGCCCGGUCCAGCAGGGCCCCGAGGAGCCGCCACUUGUGCUCUUGGAUCAUGCGGAGGCCCGGGUCUCCGUGGUGGUAGGGCCCGACGGAGACGAUUUGGGGCCGGUAGGCCCGGCCGUCGUUGGCCGCGGCGAGGGUGGUGGGGACGGUGAAGAUGGAGCACGAGCUCCGGCCGGCGGAUCGGGUCAGGAUGCGGGGCGGGUCGGAGAUCCGUCGGAAAGGUGGAAAAUUUUUCUCCACCGACGGAAUGAAGAUGAGACGAGAGUAUUUAAUCCAAUGUUUUCUAACUUGGGUGGUCUUGGGAUUAUCAGUUUAAUUGUCGAGUCAUUA
This is a messenger RNA of Striga asiatica, 999 nucleotides long. NCBI's taxonomy places the organism in Eukaryota, Viridiplantae, Streptophyta, Magnoliopsida, Lamiales, Orobanchaceae. The record is from the annotation of a GenBank genome assembly.